CCACGUCAAUCCUGAAGAAAUCCAAGCGGCUGAAGAAGAACAAUGUGGAGUUUGACCGGGUCACUGUGUUUUACUUCCCACGCUGCCAGGGCUUCACGAGCGUGCCUAGCCGUGGGGGCUGUACCCUGGGGAUGGUGAGCAAACACAGCUCCUCCCGGCAGUUCACACUGGCAGAGUUUUCAAAGGAGCAGGAAAACGUCCGGCGGGGCAAACUCGAAGAGAAGUUAAAAGAGGAGAAGUUGGAAGCGUUGAAAUGGAAACUCACCAUGAACGGCACCAAGGAGUCGGAGGAGGCCAACCAGCUGACCAUCGAGGACAUCUCCGACGACGACAUCGACGUCAGCAGCGUGGACCUGGAGGACGGCUUCUUCCUGCAGCCCUACCCCGCCAAGAAGAGGCGCGCGCUGCUCAAGGCCGUGGGCGUGAAGAAGAUCGACAAGGAGGAGAAGCGGGAGCUGCACAGCAUCCGCCUGUCGCGGGAGGACUGCGGCUGCGACUGCCGCGAGGUCUGCGACCCCGAGACCUGCAGCUGCAGCCUGGCGGGCAUUAAGUGUCAGGUACAGCCUCAGCCCUGGGCACGGCGGGAUGCCGUG
Molecule: messenger RNA, 593 nt
Organism: Ficedula albicollis (Collared flycatcher)
Lineage: Eukaryota; Metazoa; Chordata; Aves; Passeriformes; Muscicapidae
Product: cysteine/serine-rich nuclear protein 3-like
Exons: 2
Biological process (GO): regulation of transcription by RNA polymerase II
Cellular component (GO): nucleus
Molecular function (GO): sequence-specific DNA binding; DNA-binding transcription factor activity, RNA polymerase II-specific
Source: RefSeq, a predicted model, not a curated record